AUGCAUCCAACUCGUCCACCGAUUGCGCCCAAACCGCGACUUCUCAGCGUGGCACACAAUCGGGACUUGCGUGACAGUGGCAUUUCCGUUUCGGACGACCCAACUGCAUCGACCGAUUCGCUCCGGCCACCGACGUUUAACACCUCCGGCACGGCCUCCACACCGGGAACACCGAGUGCUGUGCGUCAAUUAGCGAGUCAGUUCGAAACGAUCGCACUGCGUCGCGUCAGUCCCAGACCGCACCGAACGACCGGUGAUGAAGGGAAAACACCACCAGUGCCACGCAAACCCUCCACUACACCGCUGAUGCAGAUGCUCCAGACGAAUGUCGAGAGGAGUUUGGCCAUUGCUCCAAAACCGCACUACCUUCCGAUUCUGCCUUUGCCACACGAUCGAACGCAGCUAUCGCGCAGUGCGAGCAGUAUCGCAGAAAGGAUAUAUGAUACCGUUUACGAGAGAAAACAUUCGGAACAUCACAAACAAGACCCUGUUGAGGCAGUCUACGAAGAGUUAGAUGAUCCAACCUUAACCGAUGGCUAUUCUUCGUUUGAGUCAUCCACCGACGAUGAAGAUGAAACUAAUGAAGGAAAACCCGAUAGAAAAAACUACUACUACUACUCGAUUACUCCGGACGUUGAAGUACCAGACCACGAUACAAGUAACCCCGUAGAUCACAUCAGAAAAGUGAUCACCGAGCUGAUCGAGAAGGAACAGAAGUAUAUUGAAACGCUUGAUCAGGGUAUUCGUAAUUACGUACCAGCAAUGUAUGCCCAAACACUACCGGCUGCUCUGCGUGGCCAGAGAAACAUUAUUUUCAUCAACCUGGAGGAAAUACUACGCACCCAUCGGGACCAACUGCUGCCCGAUCUGGAGCAUGCUGCAAAUCUGUCAUCCACGUCGGAAGCCGACAGUGGCCGAAUGGCGGAAAAGAUUGCAGAAGUGUUUCUGAGCUACAUCGAGAACGAUCGGUUCUACUGCUACGUACAGUUCGCGAUGCAUCAAGCUGACUCGGAAUCGUUACGAUUACGGUACAACGAUUACUUCCUCAAGAUUCAGCACGAUAUUGACGAUAGGCUGGGACUGAACAGUUUGCUGCUACAACCGAUACAGAGAUUGCCGCGCUACAAGCUGCUGCUGAACGAGAUGGUGAAGGACUUACUGAAGGAUGGCAACAAAACGGGCACGAUGAGCCGAAGGACGGCCAUACUGUGUAAGGUUGACAAGCGGCUUAGCAUACUGAUCGAACGCGUCAAUCAAGCCAUCAAUGUACAUGACAUCCGUCAGUGUAGCGGUAGUCAGGGGACGACAAACUCAAGCUUGAAGCAUGGAUCGGACAUACCGCUGACACUGGUACUACAACCAGAAGGCAAUCGGAACCCGGCUCGUGAUUCUCCUAUAAAUCUCCUCUACCAGGGUAAGUUCCAGCGUCUGUUCCUAGUCGACAUCUACGAUACGAACGUUCGCCGGAAGUAUAGUGGAAAGCUGUUUGCAUUCGAAAAACUGCUGCUCUACGUUGAAAUACAGCGCGAUCGGUUGGAGUAUCGGGGUCACUUCAGCAACAGUGAGGUGUGCUAUCUUGAGGAAGGAAACCGUCUUAUCCUUUACACUGGUCCACGUGGUACGCACGAAAUCAUCGUACAAUCAGACACCAACACGGAACUACAACCACUGGUAGCGGUCGUACACACGAUGACAAGGGCUGUGAUAUAUGAUGCGGUAGAAAUUGACGAGCGUACAUCGCCGAAUGUUCUGCAGGAAGGGGAAGAAGAUGAACAGGAUCUCCCAACAUCCAACGAUGCGGGCCACAGUUGGGAUGAGCAGAAGCUAACGGCGUCCUUGAUCGAGGCCCAACGACGAUUUCUGGAGGUGUUGAAAGCGAAAGGACGUUACUAUCUGGACACACUCAGCUCGGAGGGGAAGGCGAAGUUAACACAUUUCAUCAGCGCUUUCGAAGCUAUUGUGGCCCUUCAUCAAGGGAUCUUGCAGGACAUUACCGAACCUCACACGGAUCCAGAUAAGAUUUGUCAAUGUUUUGACCGUUACUUAAAGACUGACGUUUUCGAUCCGUACUUCGUUUACCUUCGUGAGUUCCGGAAGGCUACAAAAUGGAUCAAGCACAGCCAAACUCCUUCGAACUGCAACAGUCGCAAGGUCAACCAGUUUACGUUCCUUUGCAUCGAACACAUGCAGGAGUACAGCCGCUACUUUAACGUACUCAUUGUCAAAUACUCGGAAAACAGUACGCUCAACAUCCCGAUUGAUAAGGAACUGUUCCAGCGGUUAGCGUACGUGCUGGUACAUCUAAACGCUUUCCGGAAUAAUCUAGCCAUCAACUAUGAGCUUUUCGUGAUCGAUGAACAGGCAGCUGCCUGUGGAUUAGUGUGCCACAACGAACGUGUCGCGAUUAUCAAUCCACCACACGCUGCCGAUGCCGGUCCGUGUCGUUUGUUCGUAUGCGAAAAGGCGGCCAUCUGCGUUAAGGUGCAGGAUGUUAAUGAGCAUGAACAGCAAGUGGAACGAUUCGUGAAGGUUCUAUUCCUUGACCGCUUUCAAGGCCGUGGAGCGCCAAUGCGUAUGCGCAAAAGCAAACGUCAACUGCAGCGACUGAAUUUCCUGAUCGAUGAGUUUAAGUUUCGGAUAGACUUCGGUAGCACGCAGGCCCAGAACACGUUCUACAGCAACUACGUGAACCAGUACACCAUGUAAUAACGUCGUCUACACCAAAUUAAAGCUGUGCAUACUUUGAAAAGCCAUCUACCAAAUAUAAUUUCUAAAGAUCUCACAAACACACGAACGCAGUUCAGCAUUCAGCUCUUAAAUCUCGAUCGCUCCCUUUGUUGGGGCUAUUGCUCGAUGACACAGCGGACACGUCUUGCGCGUACUGAUCUCUAGCGGGCUCGCCAGAUGGUAGCACCCGGUACACUGCCAUGCUCCGGUAGGGUUCGUCAGCGGCUGCCCAGAUGCUACACAUGGUGGAAACCGACUACCGCAGCUCGGACAGAGCGUACUGCAAUCGGCGACCGGUGUCUCACAGGUAAAACAACUGAUGUGUUUCAUCUUUCCAUCCUGUGGCUCGUACCGGGAGAAAAUCUCAAUCGCCAGCUCCUCGUACUGCUGGCGCCGAGCUUCCGAGAUCGUCUCAAUCGAUUCCAGCUUGAUGAAGGCCUUCGAGCACGUACCGAACGAUCGAUCAGCACAGCUAGCUAGGGCGAGCAGUGCGUACAGUGACUCCACCUCCAACACAUCCUCGUAGUCGCGUAGCCGAAGCGCUGUUACGACGGCACUAUGCAACAAGCCAGUCCUGAGCUGACGCUGUGCCAACAGCAUAUAGUGAUAGGCCUCCGCGUUAUGCCAGAUUUGCUCGAUCAGUACCGCAUCUUCGGGACUCAGCUGGGACAAGACUAUCGCUCUACUGCCUGCCGCUUGUACAGUGAGCUGUUUUUCUACGUGCUCUUCUGCCAGCAACCCAGAGAGUACAUACAGCUGCUUUAUCCGCACGUAGUCCGAUCGUUUCUCCGCUUCCGCUUCGGCCAUCUUCACGAGGAGACGGGCUGCGUCCAGAUAUCUUCCCGCUUUGCGCUGCAAUUCGAUCGCUUCCGGCAGUUUGCCCUCCUGGAGCAGUUGUGCCGCAUGCUUGCUCAACAGCGUGUUGAUCUGUGGCAUACGGUACUUCUGUGCCAGUUCCACCGCGAGACCCCACUGCCGCAGGCUAAUGCACGUUGAAACGGCCGACUUGACGUCACCAAGCUUCAGAUAGGCUGCUACCGACUGCUCGCACAUCCCAACCGUGGCCAGCUGCUGUCCGAGCUUUGCCAGCUGUGGACUCUUCUCCGGCAGUCGAUGCAUACACCCAACGAGCUCAUCGUACUGCUCCAACGCGUACAGCGCAUCCAUCAGCCCUUCCGUGUGAUGCGCCUUCUCGUAGUACUCUUUCGCGCUGUCCCACGCACGCAUGCUCAUGUAGUGGUGUCCGAUCUCACGCCACGCGUUCUCCAUCUGCUGGUCGGAGAUUCCCGGCCCGAGCCGGUACAGCUGCACCGUGCGAAACCAAUCGCACAGUGUUUGCCGCAGUCGGAUCGCACAGUCGCGCCUAUCGACGUCCAUGUACAGUUUCUCCGCUUCAUCGAACUCCCCAAAGAAUGCACAGAUCUCCGCCCGUUGCAAUGCCUCCAGCUGGAUCGUCUUCAGUCGCUUGAUCAGCUGUAUGCCCGGAUAGUUGCUGCACCGUACGAACGCUGCUUCGGCCGUUUCGAGAUCAAGCUUUUUCAGUGAUGCUUCCGCCAGAAGGCGCCACAACCGUGGGUGUGCGUUAUCCUCAAUGAAUUGCUUCGCUUCUGCAAU
Messenger RNA from Anopheles moucheti, 4341 nucleotides. RefSeq lists its product as uncharacterized. Gene Ontology annotation, molecular function: guanyl-nucleotide exchange factor activity. Lineage: Eukaryota; Metazoa; Arthropoda; Insecta; Diptera; Culicidae. Gene Ontology annotation, cellular component: cytoplasm. Gene Ontology annotation, biological process: axon guidance. The coding region runs from base 1 to 2706 and encodes 901 amino acids. The record is from RefSeq and is a predicted model, not a curated record. The transcript has 7 exons.